Talaromyces proteolyticus is the source of this 1135-nucleotide messenger RNA. RefSeq names its product grpb/dephospho-CoA kinase. The transcript has a single exon. The record is from RefSeq and is a predicted model, not a curated record. The coding region runs from base 206 to 811 and encodes 201 amino acids. Lineage: Eukaryota; Fungi; Ascomycota; Eurotiomycetes; Eurotiales; Trichocomaceae.
UAUCACUGCGCCAACAUGUUCUAACCAUAUACACUCGACUGUAAGCACAUCUUAGGCAGAAACAGAAAACUCUCCGCGCAGUAAUUCCCAGCUCUCGCAUUGUAGUUCUUGAACUUGGGUCGGACCAAUCACAAAGAGCUUGUCGUCGUCGUCGUCGUCGUCGUGAUUCAGCUGCAAGAGCCACGGUCUUGAAAACGCCAAAAUCAUGACGCCUACCCCUGAAGAAAUUGUCAAAGAAUAUUAUGACGACCCCGCCCUGGUAGUGCGCGUCGCGCAUCGGGCCAUCCCCAGUAAGAUGGAGAUAGUCGAACCCAAUCCCGCCUGGCCGCAGACCUUCGCGACGCUCAAAGCCCUCAUCGUCGAAGCCCUUGGCGCCACCGCCAUCGUCGUCGAGCACACAGGGUCCACGAGCGUCCCCGGUCUGCCGGCCAAGGAUGUCAUCGACAUCGACCUCAUAGUGCCGGAUCCUACGGACGAGGCCGCCUAUGUUGCGCGCCUCGAGGCUGCGGGCUUCCACUUCCUCCUGCGCGAGCCUGCCUGGCACCAGCACCGCUUCUUCUGCCGCUACGAGCCCCUCGCCAACCUGCAUGUCUUCGGCCCGGACGCUGUCGAGCCGGUCCGCCACAGGAUCUUUCGCGACUGGCUGCGGAGCCAUCCGGACGACAAGGAACUGUACGCCGAGAUUAAGAGGGGGGCUAUGAGGGAGUCGAGCCAGUCGGGCGAGGACAUGAUGCAAUACACCGGGAGGAAGGACGCUGUCGUCCGCGGAAUCCUGCAGAAGGCGUUUCGCAGCUUGGGGUACAUUGAUUGAGGCGAAGAGACCGUGUUGCGGAAAGACUACUAUGCGCAGCAUGAAAUAUCAGAUAACGAAGGGUAUCGUGAUGAAGAGACGAAUUCCAGACUGACUAGGUAAUAUUUAGCACAUUUCGAACAUAUUCAUACUGCAGGAAGAGUAUAAAAUUGAACUUUAUUAGAUUUGGACACUAUUAUCUUCUAAAUAGCUAAAGAGAAAACAAAAUUGAAGAGUGGAAAGAAGGAGAAAAGAUAGACAUACUCUUUUCUAUAGGUAUUUCCAUAUAGGGUUAAUUGUUGACUUAAUGAGCGCAAUUUUAUAGACAAACCAAGCAUUAUAUAG